Messenger RNA from Verticillium nonalfalfae, 807 nucleotides. RefSeq names its product chorismate mutase aro7 (gene ARO7). Bases 1 to 807 code for a protein of 268 amino acids. NCBI's taxonomy places the organism in Eukaryota, Fungi, Ascomycota, Sordariomycetes, Glomerellales, Plectosphaerellaceae. Gene Ontology annotation, cellular component: cytoplasm. Gene Ontology annotation, biological process: aromatic amino acid biosynthetic process; chorismate metabolic process. The transcript has 2 exons. Gene Ontology annotation, molecular function: chorismate mutase activity. The record is from RefSeq and is a predicted model, not a curated record.
AUGGACUCUCUCAUCGACCUCAACGAUGCUUCCAAAGCUCUCGACCUGAACCGGAUCCGGUACCAGUUGAUCCGUCUCGAGGACACCAUCACCUAUCACCUCAUCGAGCGUGCUCAGUUUGCUCUGAAUAGGUCCAUCUACAUCCCUGGAGCCCUCAACAUCCCCGACAGCGAGCUCAGCUUCGUGGACUGGUACCUGCGCGAGCAAGAGCGGUUGCAAUCCAUCAUCCGCCGUUACGAGUCCCCUGACGAAUACCCCUUCUUUCCAGACGUCGUGCAGAAGCCCAUCCUCAAGCCUCUCAACUACCCCAAGGUCUUGCACCCGAACAAUGUCGACGUUAACGACAAGAUCCGCCGGUUCUAUGUCGACUCUCUCCUGCCGGCCAUGUGCCCCGACUUUGGUCGCAGCGAGGACCGCGGCGAGUCGCAGGAGAACUACGGCUCGAGCGCCACCUGCGACAUUGCGUGCCUUCAGGCCCUGUCGAGGCGCAUCCACUUUGGCAAGUUCGUCGCCGAGUCCAAGUUCGUGUCGGAGCGGGAGCGUUUCGUGAAGCUCAUCAAGGCGGAGGACCGUAAGGGCAUUGCGGACGCCAUCACCAAGCCAGAGGUGGAGAAGAAGGUGCUCGAGAGGCUGCGACUCAAGGUCACGACGUACGGAACAGACCCGUCCAACGCGACGAUAAUCGGGGACGUGAAGCCAAAGAUUGACGUCGACGCUGUCGUGUCCAUGUAUGAGAAUUUUGUGAUACCCCUGACGAAGGAGGUCGAAGUGGAGUACCUGAUGCAGCGGCUCGAGGAGACGGACUAA